Aspergillus niger is the source of this 588-nucleotide messenger RNA. RefSeq lists its product as hypothetical. Bases 1 to 588 code for a protein of 195 amino acids. The record is from RefSeq and is a predicted model, not a curated record. The transcript has 4 exons. NCBI's taxonomy places the organism in Eukaryota, Fungi, Ascomycota, Eurotiomycetes, Eurotiales, Aspergillaceae.
AUGUGGAGGGGUCGUGACCACGCCGGCUUAUUGGGGCCCAAAGGAAGUUACCAAGCCUCACAGGGCCCUGUCGAAUUAGUAGUUAGCGACGUUGAACGAUCUGCAAGGCGGUUCACAUUGUGGUCACUUGCUGGGAAACCCGCCAACACGGUGAGCUUAUUCGCUUCGCUUGCAGCUGGGGCGGACACCUCCGCUUUCAAUGAUCCAAGCGUACCUCUUGCAGGUGUGUGCCAUGAAGAAAGAGGGAAUUCCAUGGAUGACGCCCUUCUUUCUUCCAGAAACCUACGGAGCUACAUUCUUAUCUGGGUACAUUGGCCGGUUAAGCUUAUGGGAGAGUUCAGUCAUUCCCUAACGAUGGGAUGGGAAAUGCUCCAAUAUACUCUCCGCGUUGUUGAUCAUAUCCAGGAAAAGGGCUUUACAAAUUCUGGGGUAAUCAAGCAACUGUUCAUCGACAAUUGGCUGUCAUUGUUCGAGAUGACCUCAAUUGUUCGGGAGAAUCCGUCAACAGAUGAGGACUUCCGAGGGACUCCCGAGGGUACACCAGUGGAAGGCAAGAAAAAGCAAUCCACAUUUGAUCGAGGGAGCUGA